Drosophila bipectinata is the source of this 2275-nucleotide messenger RNA. RefSeq names its product Tyrosine decarboxylase 1 (gene Tdc1). Gene Ontology annotation, molecular function: carboxy-lyase activity; pyridoxal phosphate binding. Gene Ontology annotation, biological process: amino acid metabolic process. NCBI's taxonomy places the organism in Eukaryota, Metazoa, Arthropoda, Insecta, Diptera, Drosophilidae. Gene Ontology annotation, cellular component: cytoplasm. The record is from RefSeq and is a predicted model, not a curated record.
CACUGGCCAAGUCAUUCGCGUCAAGGAAGCUGAACCUGCAGCAAGCCAUCCGAACGUUAAUGCGGGAGUGGAAUAGUGCCAGAUUGUGAGUGAGACAGUGCCAAAGUCUAGAGACCCUGAAGAGGAACGCCUCAAACAAAGUGAAACCCCUGUUAGCGAGAACACAAACAAAAGGUGCCAAUUGGACAAAAUGAAUGUCGAAGAGUUUCGCAAGUACGGCAAGGAAGUGAUCGACUACAUAUGCGAGUAUGGCACAAACAUCGAGGAGCGCGACGUUGCCCCCACCUUGGAUCCGGGUUACCUCAAGAAGCUGCUUCCAGCCGACGCCCCCCAGUCGCCCGAGUCGUUCAAGGACGUGCUCGAGGACUUCGAGCAGAAGAUCAUGCCCGGCGUGGUGCACUGGAACCACCCCAAGUUCUUCGCCUACUUCCCCUCGGGCAACUCGUUCCCCUCGGUGCUCGGGGACAUGCUGAGCAGCGCCAUCGGGUCCAUCGGUUUCAGCUGGGCCAGCUGCCCGGCCGCCGCCGAGCUGGAGACGAUUGUGAUGAACUGGUACGCCAAGGCCCUCGGCCUGCCCAAGGCCUUCGUCUCGGAUGCGCCGGGCAGCACGGGCGGGGGUGCCCUCCAGGGUUCCGCCUCCGAGUGCGUCCUGGUUUCCCUCAUCACCGCCCGCGCCCGAGCCAUCAGUGAGCUAAAGGGCCAGACCAGCGUGCACGACAGUGUCUUCCUGCCCAGCCUGAUUGCCUACGCCAGCCGGGAGGCGCACUCCUCCGUGGAGAAGGCCACCAAGAUGGCGCUGGUCAAGCUGCGCAUCAUCGAUGCCGACGAGAGGGGACGUAUGCGCGUGGACCUGCUCCGCCAGGCGAUCCAGAACGACGUCAACGCCGGCCUGACGCCCUUCUUCGUGGUGGCCACCGUCGGCACCACCGGCGGCUGUGCCUUCGACGACAUCACAGAGAUCGGUAAAGUUUGCCGCCAGGUGUCCAGCAUCUGGCUGCACGUGGACGGGGCCUACGCCGGAAACUCAUUCAUUCUGCCCGAGAUGCGGGUCUUCUCCGCCGGCCUUGAGUACGCCGACUCCUUCAACACAAACCCUAACAAGCUGCUGCUGACCAACUUUGACGCCUCCGCCCUGUGGGUGCGCGAUGUGAUGACCCUGAAGAGCGCCCUGAACGUGAAUCCCCUCUACCUCCGGCACGAACACCUGAACGGAGUGGACUACCGGCACUACGGCAUUCCGCUAAGCCGCCGCUUCCGAGCCCUCAAGCUCUGGUUCGUAUUCCGCACCUACGGAGUGAAGGGCCUGCAGGAGUACAUCCGCAACCACAUGGCUCUGGCCAAGAAAUUCGAGAUGCUGGUGCGCAAGGACGAGCGGUUCGAGGUGCGAAACGACGUCCACCUAGGACUCGUCUGCUUCCGAAUGCGAACCGGCGACGAGCCCAACCACAUGUUAUUGGCCCAGAUCAACCACUCUGGCAAGAUGCACAUGACGCCAGCCAAAUUCAACGGACGCUACGUCAUCCGCUUCUGUGUCACUUACGAGCACGCCACGGAAAAGGACAUCCUGGACGCGUGGAGUCAGAUAAAGAGCAUGGCAGAGGAAAUCCUGCGCGACCACCAGCUGGAGAUCAGCUCGGCCCCCACCACGCCCGAGGGAACGGAGCGAACCAGCUCGGAGCCCAUGGCUACAGUGGCCGGCAAACCGCCCAUCAAGAAGAAGCUGACCCGCACCAAGUCCCUGCGAUUCUCCUUCACGCGAAGCAUCUCCCGGGAGCAGUACCAGAGCCAGAGCGAACACCUUAUGGACGGGUGCACGCCCAUCCUGGUCGUGGACCCCAAGGCACUUCAAGAGAACUUCCAGCAGGCGGCGGCGGACAACGAGCGCAACAACAACAGCGGCAGUAGCAACAAAAACGGCAACGCCGGUCCCACCAAGCUCAAAGAUAUAUCCGACGUAGACACGGACGAGGCGAGCAAUUGAGCGCCCCAGAGGUCGAAAGACGCGCCCGCGUCCUUCACUAGCUAGUAUUAAUUGUGGAGCUGAAAUGAGGCCCGUACCAAAAGUCUACCGAUUAACGUUGCUCAACCUGAAUUUAAGCACUCCUAUUUAUAUAUUUAGGACAUAAGCUGUUGCCACAACUCAUCUGGUUUACCCAACCAUAAGCCUGACCACAACUGUAUUUACUUUAAGUUGACAGUCAUGACCACAAGCACUUAUUUAUAAUCAUUUACUUGGCAUUUACUUUGAACAUUAAAAAACAUAAUGAAACCUGAA